UCCCCUGCGGGGCUCCGUAAUAUCAUCUACUAAUCUGAUUCCAAUUAUAUAUUUUUCUUGUUAGUAUUCACGUCCUCAAGUUUACCCCGUUUCGAGUGACCCGGUCACAGUGAGUUCUUAAAAACUGAGAUUUACGAGUGCACCCUGAAGCCAGCGCGAGCCAUCUGCUGAGCGCGCGCACAUCCGUCUGUCGUCAGUGACAUGAUAGGAAAGAAGUUUGAAGCAGAUAAAACACCUUUUGCAGCAGUAUGCAGCGCGGUAUGAAAAAGACUGCCUUUUCCAAGCAGCGAUACUAAAGACGGCGGGAGAGCUGCUUUCUAGCUGUGGAGCUACAUUAGCUACGUGGCUAUGCUGUUAGCAUCGUAGUAGCUGUAAUUGAACUGAAGGACAUCAUUGAGUGUGUGCUAUCACAGAGACCAGCGAAAUGACCUCAGCUUCUACUAAAGUGGGCGAGAUCUUCUCUGCAGCAGGAGCGGCCUUCACCAAACUAGGAGAACUCACCAUGCAGCUUCACCCAGUGGCAGAGUCCAGUCCUGCCGGCAGUUUGACAAAGAGCACAGUGAAGAGGAAACCAUAUGAAGAUGGAGCUACGCCUGCAACUUCUGACAGUCCAAAGAAGGUCAUCAAGAAAUCCACUCUUGCUGUUGCCAGAGCAUCGCAGGGCCCCCCAGCUGUUAUCUCUGUGUCCACAGCUCAGGUUGUCAUGGCAGCAGGUCUCCAGGGUCCCCCCUCCAGCCAGCCUCCUCUGAAGAAACAGAAGACUGCAGAUGUGACCCUCAGCGCUCUGAAUGAUUCGGAUGUGAACAGCGAUCUUGUGGACAUCGAGGGACUCGGUGAGCGAUCCAACUCCAAAAAACUCAACAAUUUUGAUCAAGAUACUCUGAACCUGGACUCAAGCCUCAUUAUGAACCCCAGCGACCUGCCUCUGCUGUCCCGCUGAUCCUCCUGUAAACGUCUAGAAAUGAUGAAGAAACACUUGAAAUAAUUUGUAAAAAUCAGGACUCGUGUUUGUAAGCAGUGGAUGCUGAGCACUAGGAUGAACAGCAGUCAGAAUGUGUUGGUGAUGAAGUUAGUUCUAGGCAAGUUGGCAUAAUGUGUGACCUUGUGUAAUUUUCGUUUCCUUAAACUCUGGUUGGAGAAACAUUUAGAAUAUCCCACUUUAUUUAUUUAAGUUACAUUUCAGCAGAAAAACCUUGGCUUCACUGACAAAAGAUAACCUUUGCAAAAGUUCUCCCGCUGCGGACGCAGGACAUGUGUUUUUUAAACAAAGUUAAAGCAUUUACAGAAACUCAUUAAAAAGCUCCUCUAUAAUUUCCACUUCAGUGUCUCCAAAUGCCUUUGCAAGAUUCGAUUUGUCAUGUUGACAGCAUAAUUGCUGGCAUGUGUUACUAAUGUCUUUGACGAGCCAGUGUCCUGAGAAAUCCACAUCUCACUUUUGGCAGAUAUCCGUGGUUAAAACUUUGACUGUACAGACAUGGCAGUAACAACAUGAUAAAAGGACAUCUCAACUAACUUUACCAGGAUUUCUCUGUAGAGCUCUGAAACACAACUGGUUUUCCACUAAACAGAAUGACACCAGUGAGCUGAGACAAUGUGGAUGAAUUCCAAUUGAAUAUCAGAACCAGACUUUGUUCAUCCCAAAGGGACAAUUAAGAUACAACAGAGCAGCAUGACGUUAAAGACAAGGACAGAGCAUAACCAGGCAAUAAGAGUGAGAUAAUAAAUACACAGAAUAUACAGUUUUAAAAUUAAAGUGACUGAAUAAGUGACUAAAAGUGAGUAAAGUGUUGGGAAUAUAAAAGGAGAUAUUGCAACUCUCCAGCAUCCAUAUCAAGCUCCUAUUAUUCCAGAUUGGAGUCUGGAAGUUGAAACAAUGUAACAAAUGAUGAUUUUAAUUGUCAUUUUUUCUGUAUGUAGAAACUGUCGGUUUUUGUGUAUUUUAGCAUUUGACAGCAUCACGUAUGUUUCAUGCUGUUUAAUCUUUUCUUUAUAUUCAUGUGAGUGGAACAUAAAGUUAAGGUGAUAGAAGAUUUAUUUUA
Haplochromis burtoni (Burton's mouthbrooder) is the source of this 2039-nucleotide messenger RNA. Its product is annotated as chromatin complexes subunit BAP18. Bases 425 to 940 code for a protein of 171 amino acids. Lineage: Eukaryota; Metazoa; Chordata; Actinopteri; Cichliformes; Cichlidae. The transcript is spliced from 5 exons. The record is from RefSeq and is a predicted model, not a curated record. Gene Ontology annotation, cellular component: MLL1 complex; NURF complex.